Messenger RNA from Phytophthora nicotianae INRA-310, 1452 nucleotides. RefSeq names its product protein-L-isoaspartate O-methyltransferase. Lineage: Eukaryota; Oomycota; Peronosporomycetes; Peronosporales; Peronosporaceae. The coding region runs from base 20 to 997 and encodes 325 amino acids. Gene Ontology annotation, molecular function: protein-L-isoaspartate (D-aspartate) O-methyltransferase activity. Gene Ontology annotation, cellular component: cytoplasm. Gene Ontology annotation, biological process: protein modification process. The transcript has 2 exons. The record is from RefSeq and is a predicted model, not a curated record.
CGGACUAUUUCCAAUCUCGAUGUCAUCGCUGGUGCUUCGGUCGUUGAGCUCGGCGCGUGCCAUUGCCAACUGCCGCUCUCUGAGUGUGUUGAGUGGCAUCUCGGAAGAUUUACUUGUGAGUACGAGCAUCGGUCACCAGAUCGGCGGCGAUUCGCACGCUGCAUUAGUGGACAGUUUAGUCCAAACGAAUGUGGUGGUUGCUGGCUCGAGACUAGAGGCGGCGCUGCGGCGUGUGGAUCGCGGGGACUUCGUGGCACCAGCAUUUCGGGCUUCAAACGAGCGAUAUGCCAAUCGACCAUUGAAGAUCGGCACGGUGGCUACAAUCUCCACGCCACAGCAACACGCACAGGUAUUGAAUCUGUUAGAACCCCACCUCCAAGCUGGAAUGACAGCGGUGGAUGUCGGCUGUGGAUCGGGCAUUCUCGUGGCUGCAAUGGCUCACUUAGUGGGCCCAGCGGGGUUUGUCACGGGUGUUGACAUUGUCCCGGAAUUGGUGGAGUUCUCCAAAGCGAACUUGCAGCGCUGUCUGGGCAAGGACGCAGCGGAAAAGCAGACUAAGAUCAUCGUCAGUACUGGGAGGAAAGACCUUGGUCUGCCAUCCGACGGUCAGUAUGACUGUAUCCAUGUCGGCGUUGCGGUGGAAACCAAAACGGAAGCGGAGAGCUUCCUGGAGUACCUCAAACCUGGUGGUGGUCUACUGAUUCCGCUCGGUGGGGCGGGAGCUGAACAGAAGCUGGUCAAGAUGACUAAGUUAGCCGAUGGAACGGUGGACAAGCGCGACAUCAUGAGUGUUCUUUGCCAACCUAUGCUAGACAGCAUCCCAUUGGAAGUUAUCCAGGAGACUCGCACCGAGAAAUUGGCGCGAGUGGAGAGCGCUCUAACACAGUGGCGUGACGAUUUUGAGGCCAAAACCGGCAGGAAGCCCACGCGAGACGAUCUCAUGGGCAACGAGGAGUCAAAAAAACUCUUCCAAGAGUUUGCAGCGCUGAGAAACUAAAAGAAACGUGAGUUCAAAGAGGUGAACUUUCCAAUUUUAAUUGUUGAGCUCGAGUAUGGUACGCUCAUUUUCGUCAAGUGUAGGUGCUAUGCCAACGUCACGCAUGCGCCUCUGACUUGGUUUUUUGCAGGAGCUGCUCUGCCAGCUCGAUUUGGUGAGUAAUAUGUUCGCGCUGCGUCAUUCUCGCGUAUCGAGGCGGAUUCUCCGGUGUCACGAACGUUGGUAGUGGCUCGACAAUGGUGUCGCCAUUCGCGCCAUUAAAGCGUACGAUGGACUGACGCUUCUUCUCCGAGUUGCACACACGAUGCUGCACCACAAAAGCAUCUAAAUUAGAAAAAUGCUGCUCCUCACGUUUUGCACAUUUCAGUAUACCUCAGUCGCAACUAGAACUCCGUUCGUCCAGUGCUCGAGCAUGUCACCAACCAUGACGAAGAGCCUGUCGAGGGAAAACCAAC